This is a messenger RNA of Acanthopagrus latus (yellowfin seabream), 1409 nucleotides long. RefSeq names its product THO complex subunit 4-like. Gene Ontology annotation, biological process: mRNA export from nucleus. The transcript is spliced from 6 exons. The record is from RefSeq and is a predicted model, not a curated record. Gene Ontology annotation, molecular function: mRNA binding. Gene Ontology annotation, cellular component: nucleus. NCBI's taxonomy places the organism in Eukaryota, Metazoa, Chordata, Actinopteri, Spariformes, Sparidae. Bases 127 to 915 code for a protein of 262 amino acids.
CGAACUACGCAUGUUCCGCUGGUUUCAACGUCACCGCGCCACGAGAGACCAGCUGAUAAACAGUCGAGUCUCACCGCCGAAAGUUCUUUGUUCAUUUUUCACACUCAGCUCCAAGCUAAAGCUACCAUGAUGUCUGAUAAGAUGAACAUGUCUCUGGACGACAUCAUCAAGCUGAACAAGAAAGGAGGCAGCGGCCGAGGAGGAGGAUCGUCCAGGCAGGGUGGAAGUUCGGGUCGGGCCGGUGGAUCGUCGAGGCCGGUGCGGAGUCGACAGAACAACUUCAACCGCGAGAGGAACAACAGAUCCACACCAUACACCAGGCCCAGAGAGUUACCAGACAAAUGGCAGCAUGAUAUGUUUGAAGAGCAAGAGCACCCUGGUGGACACAGAGGACUGAGUGCAGGAGCAGAGCGAAGCGUGGAAGACAGUGGCAAGCUGCUGGUUUCCAAUCUGGACUUUGGUGUCUCUGACACAGAUAUUAAGGAGUUGUUUGCAGAGUUUGGCGAACUAAAGAAGGCAUCUGUACACUACGACCGGUCUGGCCGCAGCAAAGGGAGUGCAGAUGUUCACUUUGGAAAUAAGGCGGAUGCACUCAAAGCCAUGAAGCACUAUAACGGUGUUCCACUUGAUGGCCGUCCCAUGAAAGUCCAGCAAGUGGUCUCAGACGGCGACACGCAGAGUAGACAAUCCACACAAAGUUCAAACAGGGGUUUUGACCGUAGCAGGCUUGGGCAAGCUAAAUUCGAAAGGAGUGAACGAAGCGAAAGGAGCGAACGGAGGCAAGGUAGCGGCGGGGGAGGUUUCAGAGGACGGGGAAGGGGAAGAGGACGGGGAAGUGGUAACAGACCCCAGCUUUCUGCCGAGGAGCUGGAUGCCCAGUUGGAUGCUUACAAUGCCAAGAUGGACACCAGUUAGAAGAACUCAGAGGAUACUGCUCCCUUCUUUUUUGUCUUUUUUUUUUUUUUUUUUUUAAAGAAAAAAUCUGGUCAAUCAAAUCUGAUGUAUCAGAUCUUUUUACACUUGUGUUUUGAAGCCAUUUUACUGUAUGGACCAUUCUGUUUUUAAUAUUUUCAGAUAUCUUUGAAGCCAUGUUUUCUGUUUAUGUUUUAAGUUGAGGAUUUUUCUCCUAGACCACCAGCUCCUCCCCUCCCCCAUUUUUUUAAAAUCACAUAAAUGGUUUGACAGACUGUUUAAUGUAUUAAUUAUUGUAGUAAUAGUACAGUCAUUUGGUAUUGUAUACUUGACAUAUGGGCAUAUUUCAAAGAGUUUUGUACAUAAAUGAUUAUACUGAAUCGUCUCUCUGGUGUUUGCAUUUAGCAGUUUCUCUUCCCGAGACUGAAAAGUGUCAUUGCUCUUCACUGUGACAGUAUUUGCAUUUUAGAAAUGAAUGAAAUCCAAAUGUGACUAAA